Leguminivora glycinivorella is the source of this 1566-nucleotide messenger RNA. RefSeq names its product catalase-like. Gene Ontology annotation, molecular function: catalase activity; heme binding. Gene Ontology annotation, biological process: response to hydrogen peroxide; hydrogen peroxide catabolic process. Gene Ontology annotation, cellular component: peroxisome; cytoplasm; mitochondrion. The record is from RefSeq and is a predicted model, not a curated record. The transcript has 3 exons. NCBI's taxonomy places the organism in Eukaryota, Metazoa, Arthropoda, Insecta, Lepidoptera, Tortricidae. Bases 1 to 1566 code for a protein of 521 amino acids.
AUGCUUCCAGAUACAGAGGUGGAUUUAAACGACGAAGAAGUGGAGCCGGCAAAAAAUGUGUUAAGUUCUGAAUAUAGAAACACGACUCUGGAUCCUGCUUCAAGGCAGUUGUAUAAUUUCAAAUUGCGUCAUAAGGAGUCUAUCGGUAUACUGACUGAUAGCACAGGCAUACCAGUCGAUCUAAGAGACACCAACACAAUCAACUCAGACCUCCUCUCUAACAGGUUUUACCUUGACAGUGUCCUUCACUUUGACAGAGAGCGAAUACCAGAACGAAUAGUCCACGCAAAGGGUUCUGGUGCUUUCGGCUAUUUUGAAGUUACCCACGAUGUCUCUAAAUAUACUAAAGCAGAUGUAUUCAACGAUAUUGGAAAGAAGACACCACUUGUUGCCAGAUUUUCUCCCAUUAUUCAAAAUCUUGGUGGCUCAGACCUCGCCAGAGAAUCCAGGGGUUUUGCUGUAAAAAUGUACACUAAGGAAGGGAACUUAGAUCUACUAGGAGCACAUAUUCCAGUGUUUUUUUUUAGAGACUCUCUUCUAUUCCCCUCUUUUGUUCACAGUUUUAAGAGAAACCCUCGUACAGAUCUUAUUGACAACAAUAUGCGCUGGGAUUUCCUUUCACUCAGGCCAGAAUCAAUACAUGCCUUCUUGUGGCUCCUGUCAGAUUAUGGAAUACCAAAUGGUUACAGGCACAUGGAUGGCUACCCAACACAUACUUUCGUUCUCAAUAACAAACAUGGCGAGAGUUAUUAUGUCAGAUUUAACUUUAGCACAGAACAAGGAUUAGAAAAUCUGUCCAGUGAAGCUGCGAUGGAAAUACAAGGGCGUGAUCUUGACUAUUUUACAAGGGAUCUUUACAAUGCCAUUGAAAAUAAAAUGUAUCCGGCGUGGAAAUUACAAAUGGAUGUUAUGACAAGAGAUGAUAUAAAACAUGUUAAUUUUAAUCCGUUCGAUGUCACACGACAAUGGCCAAAAUGGAGCUACCACACAGUCCCGAUAGGUAGAAUGGUGUUGAAUAAGAACCCAGACAACGUUUUUGAAUCAAUGGAGCAAGUAGCAUUCGAUCCUUCCAAUACAGUUCCUGGAAUUCCUGGUCCUCAAGACCAAAUGUUCAGAGGACGCCAUUUGUUAUAUCGUGACGCAGCCAACCAUAGAGUAGGGAUAAACCACGGUAAAAUGGACGUUAACUGUCCUAAAUACGCUAAAACAUAUUUGAGAGAUGGCGUCGCGCCAGUUAAUGACAAUAUGGGUGAUGCUCCAAAUUAUUUUCCUAAUUCGUACAGCGGCCCAAUGCCUUACAUUGACCAAGAUAGACCUCGUGAAAGGUUGAUUGAGUACGAGAGCAGUGCUGCCGAUUUACAACCAGCUGCAAACUUCUACAAUCAUUACGUGGCUGAUGAAGGUCACAGGCGACGCUUGGCGAAGAAUGCCGCGGAGACAUUGGCCACUGUGACUCCUCCAGUUCUUAAACGAGUAUUGAAGUUGUUAACACUGAUUGAUAUUGAUUUAGGAAAAAGAGUGACUAUGGCUUUGCCUGAAGCGAGAGCUAAGAAUGCCAGACAUUAA